Messenger RNA from Micromonas commoda, 825 nucleotides. RefSeq lists its product with no specific name. Bases 43 to 759 code for a protein of 238 amino acids. NCBI's taxonomy places the organism in Eukaryota, Viridiplantae, Chlorophyta, Mamiellophyceae, Mamiellales, Mamiellaceae. The transcript has a single exon. The record is from RefSeq and is a predicted model, not a curated record.
CGGAGACGCCGACGGCACACACCAGAAACCACCGCCGUCGUCAUGUCCACCGCGCUCUUCCUUCGCCGCGCAUCGUCCUCCGCGGCGUCUUCCGCGUCGACGUCCGCGCGAGCCCCCCUCGCAUCCUACGUCGGGUACGCGACCGCCCCGACGGAGCGUCUCGCCGCGGAGAGACCACGUCAUCAUCGUCACCUUCUCCUCGGCAACCGCGGGGCGCGCCUCGUCGCCACCGACGCUCCCGCCAUGCCGCCGAUGUACACCUCAACGCACGAGAUCCUCCGCCCGGACACAUCCGCUUCCCCGCCCGACGGCUCCGUGGUCAUGUCCGUGGGCCUGACCCCGCGAGCCUUCGACCUCAUCGGGGACGUGCGGCACGUGGAGCAAACCUUUCGGCACUUUGUCGACAUUCGCGGCGAGAUCCCGGAGGGCGUGCCCCUGUGCAUGCUGCACUGGGAGGGGUUCAAGCGCACCGCGAGCGACGAGCUGUACCACGCGCAGUGGGCGAACGCCACCGGCGACAGGCCCCUGACCCUGCCCUUCGCGGCGGCGGUCGUGGCGGUGAACCAGGCGGCGAUUAGCGAAGCUUACAAGACGAUCAAGGCGGACGAGUCCGGGUGGAUAUACAAGGUGCGCGCCAGGCCGGAGACGAUGGAGACGGCGCGCAAGCUGGGUUUGGUGAUGUCGGAGGAGCAGUACCUCGCGAUGUGCGACAGGCAGGAGGAGCAGGAGGACGCCGAGGCUUCCCGGUCGUACCCGUGAGGAGCAGAGGGAGGAGGUCAUCGUAUUAGCCCAGGUCUUGUCACAGGAGCUGCGUCUGAUUUUCGG